AUGCUCACCUUUUUCAGUCAGAAUUCCACCCUUGUUCAACACCAGAGGAUUCACACAGGAGAUAAACCCUUUAAAUGUCCUGACUGUGAGAGAAGUUUCAGUCAGAAUUCCACCCUUGUUCAACACCAGAGGACUCACACUAAGCAGAAAGUCUUUGAAUGUCCAGUCCGUGGAAGAGAUUCUCUCAGUGAUUAUAGCUCGUGGUGCACCAGAGGACUCACACAGGAAAAAAGCCCUGCAAGUGCUCCCAAUGUGGUAAAUACUUUAGCGAAUAUGGCAAUGUGGACUGACACCAAGGAGAAACUGUUUCAAUGUGCUGAUUGUGGAAAAAGUUUCAGUCACAAUUCCAUCCUGGUAAACCACCAGAGGACUCACACAGGAGAAAAACCCUUCGAAUGUCCUGAUUGUGGUAAAAGUUUCAGUCACAAUUCCAGCCUGAUUCAACAUCAGAGGAUUCACACAGGAGAGAAACCGUUUGAAUGUCCUGUUUGUGGGAAAAGUUUCAAUCAGAAUUCUCACCUUGUGGAACAUCAGAGGACUCACACAGGAGAGAAACCCUUUAUAUGUCCUUACUGUGGUAAAAGUUUUGGGAAGAAUUCCAACCUGGUGAUACAUCAGAGAAUUCACAUAAGAGAGAAACUCUUAGAAUAUCCUGAUAGUGAAAAGUUUCUCUCGGAGAUCCCAGCUCUUGCACCAGAGGUCUCACACAGGAGAGAUGUCCUUCAAGUAUUCCCAAUGUGGUAA
Messenger RNA from Pseudonaja textilis, 744 nucleotides. The record is from RefSeq and is a predicted model, not a curated record. NCBI's taxonomy places the organism in Eukaryota, Metazoa, Chordata, Lepidosauria, Squamata, Elapidae.